This is a messenger RNA of Closterium sp. NIES-67, 3153 nucleotides long. Lineage: Eukaryota; Viridiplantae; Streptophyta; Zygnematophyceae; Desmidiales; Closteriaceae. The record is from the annotation of a GenBank genome assembly.
GCGUGGAGCACAGUGGCAGCGGAGGCGCACAUGGAGCACAGUGAGUCGCGGGAGGCGGGUCUCUGCGCGGCAGUGGCGUGCUUGCAGGCACAGCGGCUUUAUAUCGGCGUCAAGAGGAAGCUUCUGUGGGGAGGAGACUCGUCCGUGGUUCAUUUCUGCGAGGCGCAUCUGCCAGAGGGCUGCCACCUCGUGCUCACACAGGCCGGCAGGCGAGUCAAGGAGCUUAUAGCGGGUACAGGCCACUCCAGCAGCCACGGCAGUGCUAGCUUUGGCAGUGGUGGUGGAAGUGGUGCGGGAGUUGCUGCUGCUGGUGGGCGUCGAAGAUCGGAUGAAUACCUUGACAAACGGCAGCAGCAGCAGCAGCAGCAGAAGCAGCAGCAGCUGUUGGAAGCACAUUCGCCAGAGGAGGAGGAGGACGAGUCGGAGAUGGAGCUGAAGCGCAGCAUCAGCGUGGGCAACGAGCUCAGGAACCGCAGGAUGCGACCCACCAUGCACAGCAGCAGCAGCAUUGGUGGCGGCGGGGGCAGCGGCAGUGCAGAAAGAAGUGGGGGAAGAGCAGGGGGAGGGGGGGAGGGGGGGGAGUGGAGCAUCGGAGGUAUGUUUCCCCUCAGCGGCAGCAGCAGCACGGGCAGCCCUGGGAACAGCAGCAGCGGCGGGGGUGGUGCUGCUGGUGCUGGUAGCGGUGGUGGCAGCGGGUACGGUGGUGGUGGUGGCGGUAGUAUGGGUCGUGUUUUUCGGCGCAUGUCACGCAAGCACAGCAGCAGCUUUUCCGAAUCAGAAGAUGAAACCCUACCCGACCAACCCUGCCCUGUCCGAACCAGCAGCGGAGGCUCGGACCACCGCCGACUUCCCUACCACCUCAACCUCCUAGGUCCAGGAAGGCGUGUAGCUUCGGUCGCAGGCUCGGCGUCCGGACCAGCCGAAGACUCCGACGACCCGAACCACACCAGAGGCUCCAAACCUCCUCCCAGACCUCCCCGAGGCUCGGGACGAGGCUCGGAAAUGGAGGAAGCGGAGUAUGAAGGGGAGCAUGGGGAGGAUGGGGAGUUGCCCUCUCCCGGGCUUGUCAUGCGCUCCCGAACCACCCCUUGCCGAAGAUCCUCGGGGGCGGGAGGCGAGCUGGAAGGAGCGGCAGCAGCAGGCGGAACUUGGAGUGCUGCUGCUGGCAGCGGUGGAAGCCAUGGCAUGGGCGGCCCUCCUCCCGCCUCGCCUACCCUCUGCUCUUCCUCCUCCUUGUCCGCACCCAGACGAUCUAUCUCUCGCACACUCAGCAGGGAGCGCAGGCAGCAGGCAGCAGCAGUGGCAGGAGCAGGAGCAGCGGUAACCGGCACUGGAGGGUUUCAGCUCACCGCUGCUGCCGCCGCUGUUUCAGGGCUUGCUGCCCCUCCUCCCCCUCCCUCCUCCCUCCCCUUCCACUUCUCAAGUCUCAUAAUCCCCCCGCACCCCUCCUCCGGGUCCGGUGUUCUUAUAACGGAAGAUGCUUAUAAUGAUGGUGAUAGCGAUAGUAGUGAGCCGAGGCCGGGGACGCCCAGGGGAGAGACGGAGAAAGAGGCUCGGCAGCUCGGGUCGUCUAGGCUCGGCCCGAACCUGCCGGGCGGUUUUGGUCCGAGCCAGGGGAUGGAGGCUCGUCAGGGGGGAAGGGGCAGGCACAGCAGGCACAUGUCGUGGGCUGGCCCGGAUGUCAUGGGGGGAGGAGGUGGGGGUGGAGGUGGGAGGUUUAGACUGUCGCCUGGGGAAGCGGCUGGUCGUGAGGGCGGUAUUCCUAGGCAAGGGAACAGUGCUUUUGGUGCUGGUGGUGAUUCCAAGUCCCCCAGAAGCCUCAUACCCCCAGGCCUACCGUCUCCUGCUUCUGCUGCUCCUGCUGUGGCUCACCACCCUUCCUUCUCCUCCUCAUCUCGUCCCAAUAUAGCCGAGCAGGUAGUGGCACUGGCAGGGCAGUGGGAAAUGUUUUCAAACAGGGCGGGAGAACAGGGAGGAGAGGGGGCAGCAGGGGGAAUGGCAGGAGCAGGUAAUUCUGGGGCAGGUGGAGCUGCCAGGCUGGCUCAGGCUCCCCGCCGCACUGUGCCAAAACAUUUCCGGGCAGGUAGCUGGGACCCGGGCAGGUUGAGCUUGAGUGAUGAAGACUCGUUUCCGGAGAAUGUGCGAGGAGGGGGAGGAAUGGCAGGGGCAGGGAAAGGGGCAGCAGGAAAAAGGGGAGGGGGAGGAGGGGGAGCAUGGGAGGGCGGCUCCCUUGCGCCGUGCUCUCUCCUCUUCCUCCCCGGGCCUGAGUACGAGCCUGCUGGGCCUGCCAGGUUCGGCGUUCGAACGAAUCAGCGGCACCGAGGCUCGGCACAGGCUGCCCAAGAUGCCCUCCAGCAACGGCAGGCUCGGCGAGGAGGCUCGGCCGGGCCUGCUGGAGGGGAAGCGGGAGAGGGGAGCAUGAGCGGUGGCAGCAGCAGCGGCAGUGGGCUGGACAUGGACAUGCUGCUGGGGGAGCUGCAGCAGCUGAGGCAAGAGGCCCUCGCGAAACAGGCAGCGGCCCAAGCUCAGUUCUGCAAGGACGGGGAGUCCAGCAACCCCCUCUCCACCAGUUCAGACCUCUACCCUGGCGGCAACUGCGCCCCUAAUUCCGGCCACAGCCACAGCCACAGCCGCAGUAACAGUCACGGCAACAGCAAGAAUACCAGUGAGACCAUCAGCCGCAACGCCACAGGCUUGGGCAGCCGUCCUCUCUCGUCGGGCAGCCAAAACAACGCAAGCAGCGGCAGCGGCGACGACGCAGGCAGCAACAUGCUUCGCAGCGCGCUGGCAGCAGAAGGAGAUCUGACCGACCUCAGCGACUUCACUCACCUCCAUGGGCGCCCUGGCCCCAUGGGUCAUGCUGUGGUCAAUUCCAGUAGGAAGAAUGGGAGUGGGAGUGGAGGGCGAGGGUACGAGGAGGUGUGGGAUGAUGAAGACGGGGGCAUGCACGGCGAUGGUGGGAGUUCCAAUGCUACCCCGCCUGCCGUCAGCAAUGAGCCUGUUGCAGGCAAUGAUGACGAUGAUGCUGUCAGCUCCUCCUCCACCUCCUCUUUCGACUCUACGGAGUUCGUCCGCAAGGUCACUGAGAGGGCCCGGCUGGCUGCCUCUGCUUCUGCCAACGCUGCCACUGCUGCUGCUGCUACCGCUGCCUGC